Messenger RNA from Cylindrotheca closterium, 1191 nucleotides. Lineage: Eukaryota; Bacillariophyta; Bacillariophyceae; Bacillariales; Bacillariaceae. The record is from the annotation of a GenBank genome assembly.
AUGGAGGAAGCAAUUUUGAAACGCCAUCCUCCCACGGCGACCCACCAACAAAAUCAAAGCAACGUUCCCAUUGACGGAAUCUUUACCACUUCAGGUGUUCCGGUUCUGGCUGGUGGCUACUACCCAUUUGGUGAAUUUGUUGAAUCAGACCACAGGGCACUAUGGAUCGAUAUCGACUUGAACACGGCUUUGGGCAAUUUCACACCCCAGGGGUCUACCUUUAAACCUCGGAAGCUCACCCUUUUGGAUAAGCGGUCGGUCAAACGCUAUCUUCAACUGGUUCACUUGGGAUACGAGGAGUAUGACAUCCCGUCCCGUCUCACCAAGCUCAAUCAGCGCAUUGAAUCUAAUGGACAACAGAUGUCACCCUCGCUGGCACGCAAAUAUAACUGCCUUCACCGGCAGAUGUAUAUGAUACGGCGGCAGGCUGAAGACAAUUGUCGCACUACCUCCUCUGGCAAGGUUCCUUGGUCUCCCAAAUUGCAGGGCUUCUGGGAUCGGUUGAGUCUCUGGAAGCUACUCCUUAAAGGACGCAAGCGAUGUCGUGUGAGCUCCCGAAAGGUCCGGCGCCUGAUGAAGAAGACAAGGCUGUGCACCGCGUGGAAGAAGACGACUGCUGAACUGGAAGUGGCAUUGGCAGCUGAACAAAGGGCAUACAAGCAAGCCAAACGUCAGGCAACCCAAUUGAGACGGGACUUUCUUACGGUUCAGACAACGGAUGCAAAGAAGAAGAAAUGGAAAUCUCAGAAGGCCCACGAUAGAUUCCUUCGGUUACGACGAAUGAAACAACGAGAGGAGGCGAGACGCCGUCGUCGCGCCCAACAAAAAGGAUCUACAGGGGGUUUACGGGCUAUUCAGAUGGAAGAACAAUUACCAGAUGGCACUCCGCAGCUGCGUACUAUCACCGACCGUGCUCUGGUUGAAGAAGGUUGUAUGCAAGAAAACGCGGCACGGUACGACCAGACGCGUGCUCCAUAUACCACUCCACCUAUGGCGGAACCCUUGUAUACAGCAUUCACCGGCGCUCAGGCUGAAGCCAAUUCCAUUGCACUAUUGGAAGGCCGCUACUCCCUGCCCGACCUUCUCGACCCCGCCACUACGGCCUUCCUUUCACAUUGCCGUUUUCACAAGGAUCACUUACCUGUGCACCUUGAGGUGACUACCUCUGAUCAUGUGUACUUCUGGUCCUGA